ACACUUCCGGUAAAAUGGCGCCGCUCUGUCCUCUUAUGAUAACCAAGGAGUAGACUUGUAAAUAAACAAUGGAAUUGGCCUGUGAAUUUACAUUUCGCGAAUUAAAGCAUAUCCUUUAUGCACUGUUCUAGCAAACUGUUCUUAAUGUGUCUUUUUCUUGUCCUAUUCUUGGAAGUUAUUGAGACGGAAGGUUAUUGUUUGUAAUAAAGUAUCGAGAAUGAUGAAUUACGUUGGAAGCAUAUCCAUUUUGGAUCGUGGUGAUGCACCAGCCCAGGCUGUCAUCGAUAGAAAUGCCAGAUCAAUGGCCCAGCGCAUCGCAGAUGAAACGAAAGAUGAACUGGAAAAAGUGAUGACAAGAGUAGAAAAUAUUUACUCUUCCUUUGAAAUGACUGAAAACAUGCAUGCUACAUCAAAUGUUGAGUACCUGCAAAAUAUUGGAGAACUUGAAGAAAUAAUGAAAGAUCAAGUCAAAAAGAAAAAAUACCAACAUCAGGUAACAAUUUUCAUUGUGGGAUUCUCAGAGGUAUCUGGGCAGAAACUUCGACUGUUGCAGCAGGUUAAUGAGUUCUUCACAGAAAACUCUAAAAAAAUUGAUGAUGAAGACUGGUUUCCUACCACACCUGACAUGGACCUAGAUGAUGUUAGUGAAAAAAUUGAGGAUGGUCUUCAUGUAGCUCAAGAACUGAGCAGAAGAUUGGGUGACCUCCACAAGGACAUGGUGGAAUACAUGGCAACCUAUGCUGAGAAGAAGGCAUCAAACAAGCUGACACAGAUGAUGGAAGGGAAGGGGAAGAAAAAACUUGAGAAAUCUCUGCUUCAAGCUAAAGAAGAAGUGCAGACAUUAGCUGAGAAACUGCUUGGUGUACAAACAGAACUGCAGGAGAAGGAUGAAAAGUUACAAUCAACAUUCAAACAACUAGAGUCCAAAAAUUUGGAGGUCCAAAAGUUCCGAACAGCUGCAGAACUUGCCAAGAAAGCAGUGCAGGAUACAGAAGCUCUGCAAGAGCAGAUUGCUGCAAGGGAUGCAAAGAUCAACGAACAACGACAGCAUAUUACGCGACUGGAAAUAGAUCUUGCUCAGUCCAACCACAUGACGGAGCGCAGUCAGACCAGACUGACUAGCAUGGGGGAGGAGUCACAGCAAAAGAUUGUUCUCGUUCAGAAAGAGCUUGAGGAACAAAAGCGAAUGACUGAAGACAUCAAAAGAGACCUUACCAAGCUGUAUGAGGACCAGAUUGCAGCACUGACAGAGGCCCAUCACAAGGAGCUGGAAGAGAUCAAGAAACAGCAUGCCACUCAGAUCCACUCACUGACGGAGGAGCUGCAGCAGGCGAGACAGGAGGCGGCAACCACGCAGCACUACUUGCUGCAGCUUCAGGUGCAAACGAAUAACGAGGACGAUGGAGCGGCAGAUACCCAGUCGGAAACAGGCCGCCAGUUCGAUCUCGACUCAGAAACCAGCAUUGAUGGCAUCUCGCGACAGAGUUCUAAACAGGGAGGACCUGGCACCGCCGCCCUCAGACAACAUAAACGCGUUCGCAUUCAAUUCAAGGAGAGUCGGCCGUCGACAAAAGAAGCCAAGUCUAGCAAGAAGAAGUCGUCCUCCAAGUCACCAGCUCGCACUCCGGGUGGAAAAGAUGGCAAAGGCAGCCGAGCGAGCGGUGCAGGUGCUAAAACAGACUCAGAUUCCUCUGGCGAAGAGACCUCGGAAUAUCCCGACUCCGGCCACACAAAAGUCGAAAGAAGGGCAGACAAGGAGUUUGCCGAGAUCGCGGUUCAAGACGAAGGAGGCGACGCGGCGGCGGCUGUGGUGGAGGAGAGCAGGAGCAAGGAGGCGACAGCCCGCCACAGCAAGAGGUCCGCCCUAGAACCUGUCCACGAGUUCCACGACUCGGAGGACGCUUUUUCAUUGACAGAUGAAGAAUCGUGGGCUCAAGUACCAAAGGAACGAGUCGAAGGCCGGUUUGCCCAAUACAGGCGACUGGCCCAGCAGAGACUGAGGGAGCUGGAGGACCAGAAGCAGCUGACUAUCGCAAAGACCACUCGCAAGGUGCAGCUGCUAAAGGCGCAGUUCGUGGAGCACAAGAACAAAUGGGAAGCUGAACGCAAAAUUCUGAUAGAGCAAGUGGAACAAGCCCACAGGCUGCAGAACGACGCGGAGAAGGAGGCUGACGCGGCCCUGACGCAGCUAGAGGACUUCAUCACUGAACAGGAGCAGCUGGAGGAGCAAGAAGAAACCAGGAGGUCGGCUAUCCUUCGUGGAACAUCCGACGCCUCCCUGACCACAGGUCAGACACCCAUACCUCGAACUCCUGGCCCACCGCCUCAGACACCCGGCACAGCAUCCGUCAGCCCUGCUCACCCGACACCACCUGAGAGCCAGGCAUCGGAGGACUUGCACAACCUCAUGCAGCAAACAGACGACGCCAAGGUGGCAGAAAGAAAUGCCCACGCACGAGACCCCGGCACCAUGUCUGCUCCUCCCAACAUUGACUCCACGGCAUCGGCCGUCGAGGGUAUGAAGAAAGAGGAUGAUGCCACACAAAAGGCUUCAUCAGCAACCCCAACUGCACUAGCUAAGACACAAGACCAGCUCCCAUCUGACUUAUCAAAGGGCAGCGACCUCACCAGCCCUCAUCUUCCGUACACACCCCUUGCAACCACUCUCUCAAGUUCUGUACAAGAGAUCACAGAAGAAAAGCAAGCGACUGACGCUGAGACAAAGGCUUCGCAGACGGAGGGCGAGAACGAGGAGUUUGCGACCUUGAAACGCAAGAGUAACGUCGGCGAGGAGACUGUCCAGGCGCCACGUGACAAGUCGAUGUCCCUCACCAGAGAUGCUUCCAAAGAUACUGAGGCAUUGUCAGGAAAGUCGCCAGAUGGCGCUACAAGGCUGGAGGGCAGUUCGGAGGAUGAGCUGCGGGAGUUGUCGGCCCGCCGUCGCGCUCAGCUCCGUGACGUGUACAAGACUCGCCUGGUGGGCGCGCGGCAAGCUGCUGAGGACCGCCGUGCCAACACGCCACUCAUCACCAUCCCCACCCGCGAGGCUCUUGAAGACGACCUCGUCGACGAAGAAGAGCAGGACGAUGUGGCGCUGCCGGAUGAAUUGAAGGAAGAGGUGGAAGAACAGAAGAGACUAAAGGAACUUUCCCAUUACGAUAUCGGUACGUCGCCACCUCCCGGCUCCAAGGCACCUUCGUCACGUGACAUGAAGUUGCCAUCCAGAAAAUCUACACUUCUAGAGCACCCACUUCUUCAAGAAUACUUAAAAGUCUAUGAAGGAGUUGUCAGCUUUAAAGAUACCAUGGCGAGAUCUUUCCUAGACAAAGAUAUGAUGUCGGCGAGUCAGAUCCUGGCGGACUUGGAGACACUUGUCUUUGACAAAGAAAAACCAGUUUUAUCUCAAGUCGAGCACCAUACCACAAAUAUUUUGUAUGUGCUGGAAGAGAUCGCCGGAGUGGUGAACAGCGUGGUCCUCAAUGACAGGGAGCCCCCCGUGUCGUCACUGUUGCCACUAUCCCGUGACGAGAGUCGCCUACCCCCUACCCGGGAGACGAGCGAGGUGUACCCAAGUCACAGCGCGGCGCAGACGGCUUCCAGCUUCACCAACCCAGACCGCACGCACGUGCAUGUGGACGCCUACAUGCGGCUGGACGGAGCGGGGCGCCGGACUAGCACUGAGCUUCAUGGGGCAGGCGGCGUGUCGAGGACAGGCUCACACCAGAGCUCCUUGUCUGGCACCGGCCGGCAGCAGCUGGCCGACCUUCAGGAGCAGUAUAUUUUGUUGCAACAGCAGCUGCAGGAAGACAGCCGCAAGCACGAGGAGCAGCUACGGCACAAUACAGUUGUUAUGAUGGAGAUGCAGGACACGAUCAAUGAGCUACAACGAGAGCUGUCCACCCUUGGCAAGACGACUAAAAAGUCAAGAUCGGCAUCUUCCAGCAAUCAGGUGGCGCCCUCGCCAGAUAUGUCGCUGAUGUUCACGCGCCUGGACCUGGAGAGAAAUGCCAAGAUCAUGAAGAAGGCGGUACUGGACCAACGGUUGAGCUCUGUCAAGUAUAAGGAGGCUGUCAGCACGAUGGACGAGUAUGUCAGUCUGCCUGCCCAGCGACUGGCUCACCUGGUCAGAAAGUAUGUCCACCAUUCGCGCAUGAAGCAGAUAGAAGACAACGUGAAGAGUAGUCCGGCUGUUGACGAGCAGGUCUUUGACACGUUGGACAAAAUGGAAGUUUUGCAGAACCAGCGUGCACGGAAGUGGGCAGACAAGAUGGACCAGAUGGGGCUCGAAAGGCUCCGCUUAGCGGCCAUGUUGAUGGAUUCAUUGGACAACAUCGAAGAAGAGUCCGGGCUUUUCCUCAUCAAACCUAUGUAUUCCUUCAAGGGGAGAGAACUGAAGGUUCCGGUGACCCAGAAGCUCACUCGCCCUGUCCGUAUGCAACCAGCGAGCAGACAACAGUCAGCCGCUCAGGAGAGUACAGCCCCAUUUGUACCUGCUCCGACACCUGCAUCAAACGUCCGACGCUUGGACAGACACACACCUGUCAAUCAGGCAGCAGGUGAGAUGACGUUUAUGCCACCCCCACCCCCCAGCCGUCCAGAGGAUGGAGUCGUAGGAUCCGUGGCGAUUCGCAACAUGGGGGCCUCACAUACACCUUUACUGGUACACUCGCACCAAACAUGGAACUUGCCUUCUUCGCGAGCCGGGCUAUCAAAAGAUUCCAGCGCGAGCCUCCUGAACACACCCCGCAUGUUGGAACUGGAUAUAAACCGCAUGCUCAUCGGCCAGAACAAUAUAAGCGCCAAGCUGCCCCAUGCACUGACGGAUGACCGGCUGGUCAACGUGUCUAACAACAACCUUCGCUCCUAUGUCACGGUGCACAGGCCAACAGCGCCACUGUCCGGCGGAGACCAGCAGUCCUUAGCGGCCGGAGAUACAGCCGUGCUCACCCCGCCAUCCUCCGUCACCCCUCGCCCGCCACUCGCCGUGUCACCAGCUGAUCGUGACAUUCCACCAUCCUUGAACCCUGCCACUCCUCUUCCGCCGAUAGCUGGCGACCAGGCUGUGGCAUCGAUACCCUGCGAUCCUGAAGGUCAGUGAAGUGAGUCAAGCGUGACGGUAAUCUUCUGCUGCUGACGAAAGAUAACGACAUGCCCGCGCUUCGUCUUUACAAGGACUGGUCAUGUAGACGGACAUCAAAGGCGUCACAGUUUAUGGCCUACCUAAAAUGGCUGAGCAUCUUGGGGGCCCCACUGUUCCUUGAACUAGACAAUGGCCUAUAGGCCUCCAAAUGAAUGCAUCUGACCCAACAAAAGUUUUUUAUGGUGAGGCCGACACAAACAACAAAUACACCUGUUUUUUUGUCCAGUCAAGAAUUGCUUUAUGCUUCAGCUUCUUUCACGCUUCAAGCUGUUUGCUGUGUGCCACCGCUUAUUUUAAAAGACAGUGUGUCACAUAUGCCAUAUAUAGUGGACAAAUGUGGUUCAAUAACUUGGAGUCCUGCCGCCAGUGCGGUCAAACGGCACGCUGUAUUUUACUUGACGGAAGAACUCAGGAAACGUGCAAGGCAAACCAGGCUUUUAUGCAACCUCCUCGUUUACUUUGCUUAAAAAGUCAGUGUAAGCAAUUAGCAGAUGUUCACCGUACAUAGCAACGUGAACAAACAUUUUUCAUGUGCCUCUGGAACUACAUCGUCAUCAUCAUCAGAGAACAGAUUCGUUAAGGCUUCAGCCACUUCUUUUCCUGAACUUGGCUAGCAGAUAGCAACAGGUCACGUGACUAUGUCAAGCUAGCGAGCUUAUCAAGCAGUGCUGUGCUCCUCGUCAGGCAGUGUUACCAAAGUUCCAAACCUUGAUGUUGCCAGAAGACUCACGUUUUGUGUAGUAAUAACCGAGGACAUACAAUAGACUAUGCCUGCUCGCACGUCUUAGCAGGAGGUGUCUGGGGUCGGAGUGUGAUAAUCUUUUUUCAUAUUAUGUUUAUGUUUUAGUUGUUAGGUUAUAAGUUGGCAGUGAAUGAUUAUGGCUGGACUACACGGCUUUGUACAGCUGCUCAUCUUUGUUACUUUGUGGUGGCAGUGAGGACGGCCAUACUGCCUACCAUUCCCAUCUCAUCUCAGUCCGUCCUUUUCUGACAUUUAUUAUAUUAAGAGUUGUCUUCAUGUGUACUGUGCAGAUUUGGCUUGUUUUUGUUUUGUUUUUUCUACACCGUCCACAUUUUUUCACUGAACAUGUUUGUUGAAGAUUUGUUUUACUAUAUUAUUGUUUUAAAAACACACUUGUGCUGAGUUAAAUGUUGACGAUUUAUUGUUGUAUUUGUUUAUCAGUUGCACCUCCCAGUCAGAACAUGGACUCAAUUUCCAUCAAAACAUCUUGCUUAUGUCAGAUGUACACAGUAAGCUUGAGCUAUUUACAUAACCUUUACCCACUUUUAGCACGUUACUCUAUGCUUUGGACAUCAGUGUUUCUCCACCCGAGAUGUAACUGGUGCAAUGAAAGGAGAAAAUAUCAGUAAAGUUCGUCUUUAAUUUUAUGUCUACUUUUAACUGACUUUUAAGAAGCAAGUCGUGACAUUGGCCUUGAACCUGCUGGAAUUAAGUCCAUGGCCAUAAUCUUGGAUCCCAUUGGGGUCUUAAAGGUUGGUUUGGUUUUUUUGAGAACAUAGUUUGAUCCGUUUGUGUGCCAGAGAAAGAUGGAGAAAGUUUUGGCGUGGUAGAUAGGUGGGAGGUGUGUAUAAAGGACAUGUGUUGAUCUUGUUCUCGACGCGACAGUGGGAGGCACGAGAUGCAAAGCAAAUGAUGAUGUCGCUGAGAACAUCGUUUGGUCAAAGGCGUUACAUUUGCUGUUGCUUCAUAACAAUGUCAGCGACCUUGACGCCAACAAGCAAUCUGUGAUACGUUACUGUCAUGUUUUACUGAUGUAGAUAUCCCGUCUUCGGGGACAUCUUGAAUUGGGUUGUUUUGUUUUUUUUUUGUUUUUGUUUUUUUUUUGGGCAGUGAAGACAAGGAGAGUAGAUAGAUCUCUCGCAUCCAAGGCUAAUUGUAAAACUGGAUUUUCCUAUAGCUGUAGAGAUUACUGAACUUUAGCAGUGACAUUGUCUACAUUGCUCGAGCGACUUAAUCACUUUUUCUUAUAUAUAUAUUAGUGUGCUUUGAACUUUAAAGGAUGAACGAGAUGAGGAUGUGUGUGUGGAGAUGAUAAAUUUACAGUAAAAGCCAGUGCAGUCUGGUCUUGCCUAUUUUUAAUAUAUAUAUAUGUAAGCCAAGCCGUCCCAUUAAGAAUUAAGCGUUGUUGUUGGAUGCUUGACAAAGUCACUUUAAGUAAUGCAUAAAUAUGUCGGCCAAGAAGCAGCGACUGAAAUGCCGUCUGGGAAUAAAACUUGCUGCGUUGUAGCAAGCAUGUGAGGCUUCACCUUUGCAUGUGCACACACCACAAACGGGCGCGCAUUCCACCGCGCAUCCUUUUGUGACUUUGCGAGCGAGGUGGUGGAUAGCUGUCCACUUACUGAUGUCCGUCAUUUGUUUUCUGACAAUGUUUGCGUUUGUACCGCUGACAAAACGUGAAGCAUGUAAGCAAAGUUACAUAGAACGUCGUUGGCAGAUGCAUUUUAGAUACACGGAGGAUGGAUAUAACAGAGAGCGCUAUAGAAAUACUAUUUAUUAAACAAUAAAGGCAUUUUCCCAUA
Pomacea canaliculata is the source of this 7681-nucleotide messenger RNA. Its product is annotated as myosin-10-like. The coding region runs from base 218 to 5098 and encodes 1626 amino acids. The record is from RefSeq and is a predicted model, not a curated record. The transcript has 42 exons. Lineage: Eukaryota; Metazoa; Mollusca; Gastropoda; Architaenioglossa; Ampullariidae.